Molecule: messenger RNA, 273 nt
Organism: Aspergillus ochraceoroseus IBT 24754
Lineage: Eukaryota; Fungi; Ascomycota; Eurotiomycetes; Eurotiales; Aspergillaceae
Exons: 1
Source: RefSeq, a predicted model, not a curated record
GACACGGCAUCAUCGAGGCACGCAGCAAUUCCAGACACGGCAUCAUUGAGGCACGCAGCAAUUCCAGACACGGCAUCAUCGAGGCACGCAGCAAUUCCAGACACGGCAUCAUCGAGGCACGCAGCAAUUCUAGACACGGCAUCAUCGAGGCACGCAGCAAUUCCAGACACGGCAUCAUUGAGGCACGCAGCAAUUCCAGACACGGCAUCAUCGAGGCACGCAGCAAUUCCAGACACGGCAUCAUCGAGGCACGCAGCAAUUCUAGACACGGCA